AUGGCCACCAAGGGAGAUCAGACCAUCCUGGUUACUGGAGCCAACAGCUUCAUUGCAGGACACAUCGUCGCCCAAGCUCUAGCCAAGGGCUACAAAGUCUCCGGCACCGUCAGAUCUGAAGAAGCCGCCAACAAGGUCCGUAAGGCCUUUGACAAGUACCAAUCCCAGUUGCGCAUCAGCAUCGUUGCCGAUAUCAAAAAGCCGGAGCUGUAUGAAUCCGCCUUCGCGUCUGCCUCAGCUCCAGUCACUGCAGUCAUCCAUACUGCCUCCCCUUUCACGUUCGCCAUAAAGGAUAACGAGACCGAUCUGCUGAAACCAGCCAUUGAGGGAUCCACUGCUAUACUCAAGGCUGUGAAGCAAUACGGUGGUAGUGUGCGCCAUGUGGUGUCUACUUCAUCCUUUGCUGGCGUGGCAGAUUUGACGCAAGGCCUCCGACCCGGUUACACUUAUACAGACAAGGACUGGGCCCCAUUUACCUACGAAUUUGCCAAAGAUGCGGACAUUGUGCCAGCAUAUGGCGCAUCCAAGGCACUGGCAGAAAAGGCCAUGUGGGAAUUUGUUGAAAAGGAGCAGGUGGCGUUUACAUUGACGACUAUCAACCCUCCCUGGGUGUUUGGACCGCACCAGGGCGGCCCGCCACCUCUGGCUAACCUCAACGUGUCGACGGGUAUGCUGUGGCGCCUCGUUGACAGCCCUGAAGUGCCUCCCCCCGACUUCCUCAGCUGUGCGGAUGUGCGAGAUGUCGCGGCUGCGCACAUAGCCGCCAUAGAGAAGGCGGAUGCCGCCGGCAAACGCUUUCUGAUCGGAAGCAAGUUUACCUAUCAAGACGCAGUUGACAUCGCCAGAGAGACCAUUGUCUCUCUCCGAGACCGGCUGCCAAAGGGAACGCCGGGUGCCGGCAAGGAGCUGGAAACGUAUACGCUUGACAAGACUCAGGUCGAGGGACUGUUGGGUCGUGCUCUGACUCCAGUGGCAACUACGAUCACAGACACGCUCACUCAGCUCCUGGAAGCGAAAUAG
Trichoderma gamsii is the source of this 1020-nucleotide messenger RNA. RefSeq names its product NAD dependent epimerase/dehydratase. The coding region runs from base 1 to 1020 and encodes 339 amino acids. The record is from RefSeq and is a predicted model, not a curated record. NCBI's taxonomy places the organism in Eukaryota, Fungi, Ascomycota, Sordariomycetes, Hypocreales, Hypocreaceae. The transcript has a single exon. Gene Ontology annotation, molecular function: oxidoreductase activity, acting on the CH-OH group of donors, NAD or NADP as acceptor.